UAAAUAGGACGACGCGUGGAAAAUAUACUUUGAAUACCCGGCCCGAGAAAUAGUAGACGAGUUUGCGAUGAGAUAUGGCAUCGAAUCGAUAUACCAGGCCAUGACGCACUUCCACUGUCUGUCCACGAAAUACCUGUGUCAGGGGGUUCCGGCUGUGAUGAGUACUCUGUUAGCCAACAUCAACGCAUACUAUGCCCAUACGGCCGCCUCCUCUGCCGUAUCAGCCAGUGAUCGCUUCGCCGCAUCUAAUUUUGGGAAAGAAAAAUUUGUCAAACUCUUGGAUCAGUUGCAUAAUUCACUGCGGAUAGACUUGUCUAUGUAUAGGAAUAACUUUCCGGCGUCAACACCUGAGAAACUACAGGAUCUCAAAUCAACGGUUGAUUUGUUAACAAGUAUUACAUUUUUCCGGAUGAAAGUCCAGGAGCUGUCGAGUCCUCCCCGAGCGAGUACUGUCGUGAAGGACUGCGCCAAAGCCUGUCUCCGAUCGACGUAUCAAUUCUUGUUUGAGAACUGCACUGAACUCUACGGACGGGAAUUCCAAACGGAUCCCAACGAGAAGAAAGAGGGUCAGGAAGAUCACGGACCCAGCCUUCAGAACCUUGACUUCUGGCAUAAAUUGGUCGCUCUUAUGGUGUCCGUCAUAGAAGAGGACAAAAAUAGUUAUUCUCCAGUUUUAAACCAAUUUCCUCAAGAGUUAAACAUCGGGCACUUGAGUGCGGCCACGAUGUGGAGUCUGUUCGCAGUGGACAUGAAGUACGCCCUCGAAGAACACGAACAAAACAGAUUCUGCAGGAGUUCCGCGUAUAUGAACCUCCACUUCAAAGUCAAAUGGUUUUACAAUACCUAUUGUAAAGAUGUGCCACAAUUCAAAGGAUCAGUUCCUGAAUAUCCUGCAUGGUUUGAACCAUUUGUGAUGCAAUGGCUCAAUGAGAACGACGACGUCUCCUUAGAAUACCUAAACAGUGCCUUUUUGAGGGAUAAAAAGGAUGGGUUCCAGCAAAGCUCAGAACAUUCCCUGUUCUCCAACUCAGUGGUCGAUGUAUUCACUCAAUUGACUCAAUGCUUUGAUGUGAUCAGUAAACUCGAGUGUCCGGACCCUGAGAUUGUUAAGCGAUAUAUGAAACGAUUUGCUAAGACUAUAGUAAAAGUAUUAACAGCUUAUGCCGACAUCGUUAAGAAGGAGUUCCAUAACUAUGUGGGACAAGAGAAAACUGCCUGUAUAUUAAUGAAUAAUAUCCAACAAUUGAGAGUUCAAUUGGAAAAGAUGUUUGAAUCGAUGGGAGGAGAAAAACUGGAAUCGGAUGCGGCAAACAUUCUCAAAGAGUUACAGCAAACCUUAAAUGGAGUUCUCGACGAAUUGAGUGCAAUAUUUGCCAAAAGUUUGGAGGGAACUAUAAAACAAAGUGUUCAUGAAUUGGGAAGUUUAUUGACAGGAAUAAAGGGUUCAUCCGGCAGUUCAAACCAAGCGAAUCAAGCGCUUCGUAACAGUCAAGAGGUGGCCGCCGAUGCCGACCAUAUAUUGCAUCCACUGAUGGAUCUAUUGGAUGGAAAGCUCUCAAUGUUUGCUCAAUUCUGUGAACGAACUUCGCUUCAGUUCGAGAAGAAUUUGAGUCCAAAACAGUGUGCAGUUCUUGACAUUGCUUUGGAGACAAUUAAGCAAUACUUUCACGCGGGAGGCAAUGGUCUGAAGAAGACUUUCUUAGAAAAGAGUAGUGAAUUGCAAUCAUUGCGAUACGCGCUGUCCUUAUAUACACAAACCACUGACGCUUUAAUCAAAACUUUUGUCACCUCUCAGACCAAACAAGAUUUGCCGACACAAGAAGAUGGCCCGGUAGGUGAUGUGUCCAUUCAAGUGGACUUAUUCACACACCCGGGAACGGGUGAACAUAAGAUUACUGUUAAAGUGGUGGCCUGUAAUGAGCUCAAGUGGCCCAACACCAGUAUGUUUAGGCCGUUCGUUGAGGUGAAUAUGAUUGGUCCACAUCUGAGCGAUAAGAAGAGGAAGUUUGCGACCAAAUCCAAGAACAACAACUGGUCGCCCAAAUACAAUGAAACCUUCCAUUUCAUAAUAGGCAACGAAGAGGAGCCGACAUCCUUUGAAUUGCAUAUUGGGGUCAAAGACUACUGCUUUGCCAGAGACGACCGACUGGUGGGGGCGGCUAUCAUGCAGUUGAGGGACAUCAUAGAGCAGGGAAGCUGUGCCUGUUGGCUGCCAUUGGGCCGACGGGUGCACAUGGAUGAGACGGGUUGGACUAUAUUGCGAAUCCUAUCGCAACGGUCCAAUGAUGAAGUGGCCAGGGAGUUUGUCAAACUCAAGUCCGACGUGAGGAAUGACAGCGACAUCGCACAGUCAGCACAACCAAACCCAACACAACCACAAUAAGCCCUCAAUAUAUGGUUUAUUACUACAGAAUAUGUGGUUUAUUACUACAGAAUUUGUAUUCAUAUAACAAUAAGUCAUUGAGUGUCUGAUUGAUGCCAUUAACCAUUUGUCACAUACUAUUCAUUACGACUUCAACAUACAGAAGAAAUAUCGCAUAAAUUGUUUCAAUUUGUUAUGACUUUAUAAGUAAAAUAAUGUUUAUAUUAAUUAGAGUAAUAAACUCGUAUUGUAUUCAAUUAGAUUGAGUUGAAUAUAAAUAGCGAUUUGUUUGUUAUAAUGAGAUGAUAGUGAGAAAUGAACACAUAAUACAAAAUACAAUUAUAUUCAUCGCAAUCGUCAAUACGAGUGAAGAGAUGACAAAUUCCGACAAUAAUUGAGUUUAUAUUAUAUAUUGAAAACCCAUUUCUUAUCUUUUUUAUUAUGAGUUAUAUUUUUAUAAAAGUUAUAAAAAGACCAAUAAUUUGCAAAUUUAUGCACAUUUUUAAUAUUGUAUGUAAUUAUCUCUCAAACAAAUAUUGUUAACCAAAGGUCUUUCCUGAUGUGUAAGGGGUGUCCAAUAGUAAUAAUCUUGCACCGACAGAUAAUGUGAGUGCCAACCCCUGCAUUAUAUCAAUUCAUUACCACAAAUAACUUGUUUACCAAUAAAGCAACUUUAAGAGCAUAUCAUUUAAGUGAAUAUAACUUAAACCAAUACCAACUUUGAUUUGUUAACAAAUGUUAUGUUUGUGUGAAAAGUACCCAAAUUUUAUAUUUACGCUAUUCAUUUCGAAAAUUUAUUAUUUGACUACAGAAUAUUAUCAUUUAUUGUUAUUAUUCCUAUUAAUUAUAUGAAAUACAGUAUAUUUAUGACACUUAUUGUUGAAUAAUCUCUUACGAGAAACGCCUAAAGCCUUCACAUUCUAAGGGAAACCUCUAUUUGUUAUUCAUAAGUGUGACUCAUAUAUAAUAUUAUGAUAUAUUAUAUUAUAUUUCAAAUUUUUAUCAAUU
Messenger RNA from Oppiella nova, 3370 nucleotides. The record is from the annotation of a GenBank genome assembly. NCBI's taxonomy places the organism in Eukaryota, Metazoa, Arthropoda, Arachnida, Sarcoptiformes, Oppiidae.